This is a messenger RNA of Capsicum annuum, 789 nucleotides long. RefSeq lists its product as uncharacterized. The transcript has a single exon. The coding region runs from base 1 to 789 and encodes 262 amino acids. The record is from RefSeq and is a predicted model, not a curated record. Lineage: Eukaryota; Viridiplantae; Streptophyta; Magnoliopsida; Solanales; Solanaceae.
AUGGAAAAUGAGGAUGAACAGAAGAAAGAAGAUAAUAAAGAUAAGCAGGAAACUGGCAAUGUAAAGGAGGUAGCAGAGGUGAGCAAUACACAGAGUAGGAGAGGGAUGUAUAAAAUACAAUGGUCAUUAAGGCAGAACAGGUAUAAAAAAGACAAAUUUGACCACAUAAUGGGAGAAGUGCAGAAUGAGGAAGUAAAUAACAUGCCAACAUCUAAUACUUUAGAAGCCCUUGCAGAAGAACAUCAUGAAGUGGAGGAUAAUAAAGGUGAUCAACAAGACAAGAUAGAUAAGCAACAACAAAUCAUAGAGAGCACAAAGGAAUGGGUUACUAAUACUUUUAGUAAUCAAGGACAACAACAAAUUGAAAAAAACAUACAGACAGUCAUGACCAUUCAAGAACAAGUUGAUAAGAGGAAUCAAGAGCAAGUUGAUAAUAGGGAAAGGGAAGAUCAUAUUGCAUCAGUGCCACAAUCUCAAACAGAUAAGAGUCAUAUGCAGGUUGUUGUUCUUCAGCCAGAUAUUCAAAAAGAAGACAUGGAGGUUUUAGAAGAUAUCAUGCCAUUAGUUGUUCAAGUUGAAAAACAAUUACAGUACAGUAACAAGGAGAAUGCAAUAAUGAAUGAAGAUAACCUGGAGGAGACUAUUAAUAAACUGAGAAUUGAUGGUAACUUAUCACCUAAACAAAUUGAUAGGUUGAAAGAAAAACAAGGCAUCCCACAGAAGAAUCACAGAGUUGGGAAGACUAGUACAAUGCAGACAAGGAGUUCUAUGAAGAAUAAGUUGGGAUGA